CACACAUGCCGUCUGGACAUAUGAGAAACCUGGACAACUUCACCAGCAUUCAACAACAACUUAUGAAGAAAAUUGCUUAACUUUCUUUCACUUUGAUUCAUAGACGCUUUCCUAAUUUUGCCACAUUGAAUAUCUACUAGCAACAUUAUAGCAAGAAAACAAAACAGGGCAACAGCAACAAAUAAAGAUGACACAGAAAAAGGUUAUUCCAACAAUCCAAACUGUUGAAGGAAACAUGCCUCCAAGUUAUGACGAGGCCAAUGCAGGAUGUCCAGGUUAUUACUAUGGUGAAGGAACAUUUAGCUGGGAUGACAAGAAUAUCAGGCGAAUAUUUAUAAGAAAGGUUUAUGCAAUUCUGAUGCUGCAGCUCUUUGCAACAGUAGCAGUUAUUACCCUCUUCACAUUCUGUGCUCCAGUGAGGAUGUACAUUCAAACACAUCCCAUUUUGUACUCAAUGUCCAAUCUUCUGUUUCUUGUCACUUAUAUCUCUUUGGCUUGCUGUGGUGAUUUGAGGAGGCAGUUUCCAUGGAAUCUCAUUCUACUUACAGUCUUUACUUUGAGCAUGGCUUGCAUGUUAGGUUUUAUCUCCAGUUUCUACAACACCAAGUCUGUUGUGUUGUGCAUUGGUAUCACUGCCACAGUGUGUCUGUGCGUCAGCUUAUUCAGCUUUCAGAGCAAGAUUGACAUCACCUCCUUUCAAGGUCUUCUCUUCACUCUGUGUAUGGUCAUGUUUUUCUGUGCUAUUGUCAUGGGAUUUGUUGUUCCCUUUGGAUAUGUUCCUUGGUUACAUUCUGUCUAUGCCAGCAUAGGAGCUAUUGUCUUUACCAUGUUUCUAGCCUUUGAUACGCAGCUGCUAAUGGGAAACAAGCAAUACGCCAUGAAUCCUGAAGAAUAUAUCUUCGCAACUUUAAGUCUCUACCUGGAUAUUGUGUACUUGUUUACAUUCCUGUUGCAAUUGUUUGGGAAUGGUAGAGAGUGAGACAGUUUUGGUAGUCAUGUACAAUAUUAAGAGCUUAUGUUUCAAAAUGUACUGCAAUCUCAAAUUUGUUUAGGACAGUAUGUGGCCUUUUAGGUUUUAUAAUGGUUGAGGAAACAUCAAAACUUAAAAAAAGAAAUAAAAAGAAAUCUCAGGUAACUUGAAAGAAUAUGCUUCAUGUGGUAACAUCUAAUUUAACCAACAAAAGGUCAAAGUAGAAGGUCAGGUAGAAAGUUAACAACUACAUAUUUUCACUUUGAACAGUGUGAGGAAUAAGCUGUAGAAAUAAGAUAUAAGAACAAGAGCAGUGUGAUUAAGACCAUGCAGGCAAGACCACAUAAAGCGAAUAACUAAAUACCCAAUGUGUACAAAAUCAUAAAUUGAGAAUCUAAUAAUUAUAAAAAUAUGACUAAAUAAAAAUAAACAUUUAUAAUCUAAUGUAGGACACUCAAGGGGGUUGUAUUUUAAAGUGUUAGCUUUAGAAACCUAUAUAAAAAAAAAAAAAUUAACAAAUGUAUUUAGAUUGUUCCUAUGUGUUUAUUGUCUCUUUCACCCAGCUGGUGGUAGGUUCAGAAAGAUGAUGUAUUUAAAUUGAAUUCCUGAUUUUGCACUUACUAGUAUUAGAGUUUAUAUUAAUCUCUAUUAUUUCCACACAAAUUAUUUGUUUAUGCAGUUUUUAUACAAACAUAAAAUGUGUAAUUAAGUUAAAUAAUUGAAGAUAACAAUUCACUGUGACUUAUAAAUAGUUAAUACAAUAUCAUUGUUAUUUUCUAUGUAACAGUUCUCUUUUGUAUUAAAUUGUAGUAUUGUAAACAAAGUGCUGUAUAAAGUAUCCAAUGGUCAUGCUUAAGGUAAAAGUAAAGAUACCUUCAUGGAAAUUGACAAGUAAAAGUUAAUGUGUAUGACUUUCUUUCUUUCAUGAACGCAGUUUAGUCUAAACCACAACAUACUGUAACUGAAAUAGUGUACCAUAGCAACCACACAAAACACCCUA
Molecule: messenger RNA, 1970 nt
Organism: Xyrauchen texanus (razorback sucker)
Lineage: Eukaryota; Metazoa; Chordata; Actinopteri; Cypriniformes; Catostomidae
Gene: faim2b
Product: Fas apoptotic inhibitory molecule 2b
Exons: 12
Coding region: 188-979 (263 amino acids)
Biological process (GO): negative regulation of apoptotic signaling pathway
Cellular component (GO): membrane; Golgi apparatus; endoplasmic reticulum
Source: RefSeq, a predicted model, not a curated record